Paramormyrops kingsleyae is the source of this 2249-nucleotide messenger RNA. Its product is annotated as cytochrome P450 2K1-like. Gene Ontology annotation, biological process: xenobiotic metabolic process. The record is from RefSeq and is a predicted model, not a curated record. Gene Ontology annotation, cellular component: intracellular membrane-bounded organelle; cytoplasm. Lineage: Eukaryota; Metazoa; Chordata; Actinopteri; Osteoglossiformes; Mormyridae. Gene Ontology annotation, molecular function: iron ion binding; oxidoreductase activity, acting on paired donors, with incorporation or reduction of molecular oxygen, reduced flavin or flavoprotein as one donor, and incorporation of one atom of oxygen; heme binding.
GUUCCUGAACAACAACCACAACCAGUAGCAGAAGGUGAUCAGCAGUCUUCGAAGGGACCAUGAUCCUCUUGCAUGGACUUCUGCAGAUUCCCAGCACCGUCAUGCUCCUGGGGACCUCGCUGGUGUUGUUGGUCCUGUAUCUCCUUCCCAGGACCUAUAACAAGGGAAAAGAGCCCGCCGGACCGAGACCUUUGCCUCUCAUCGGAAACCUGCUGCAGCUGGAUCUCAAGAGACCAUAUCUCAGCCUCUUCCAGCUGUCUAAAAAAUAUGGAUCAGUGUUCACUGUCCACUUUGGCCCCAAGAAAGCGGUGGUUCUUACCGGCUUCAAGACUGUGAAAGAGGCCCUGGUGAACCAUGCAGAGGAAUUUGGAGAACGGGAGAUAUCACCAAUAUUUUAUGAUUUCACCGAAGGCCAUGGAGUCCUGUUUUCCAAUGGAGACUCAUGGAAGGAGAUGAGACGCUUUGCUUUAUCCACCCUUCGGGAUUUGGGGAUGGGAAAACGAGGAAGUGAGGAGAAGAUCAUAGAGGAGAUCCAAUACAUGUCAGAGGUGUUUGAAAACUUCAAAGGCGAACCCUUUGACACAUUGCAGGUAGUGAACUACUCAGUCUCCAACAUCAUUUCCUCCAUCGUCUAUGGUAGUAGGUUUGAAUACGAUGAUCUAGAGUUCCAAAGGAUGGUAAACAGGGCGAACCAAAAUAUCAGGCUCACCGGGUCACCUGCCAUCCAGCUGUAUAACAUGUUCCCAUGCCUGGGUCCUUGGCUGAAGGACUGGAUCACCCUGAAGAAGAAUACUGAGAGCAACAUAGAGCAGGUGAAAAGUCUGGUGAAGAAUCUGCAGGAGACUCUGAAUGCUGAGGACAGGAGAUGCCUCGUGGACUCCUUUCUUAUCCGACAGCAGGAGAUUAAGAAAUCCAGGGAGCAAGAAUUCUCCUACUACCAUGAGAAGAACCUCAUCAUUACAGUGUCCAACCUUUUUGCAGCUGGAACUGACACCACUGCGACCACACUGCGUUGGGGCCUGCUGCUUAUGGCCAAGUACCCCGAUAUACAGGACCGUGUACAGGAGGAGCUGGACAUGGUCACUGGGGGUCGGCAGACUCGAGUGGAGGACAGGAAGAACCUGCCGUAUACAGACGCCGUCAUCCACGAGAUACAGAGACUGGCCAACAUUGUUCCAAUGAAUGUCCCUCACAUCACAAGCUGUGACGUGGUCUUCCGGGGAUACCACAUCAAGAAAGGGACCACUGUCAUCCCACUGUUGACGUCUGUACUUUAUGAUGAGAGUGAAUGGGAGACUCCCCAUACCUUCAACCCCGGCCACUUCCUGGAUGAUCAGGGCCGGUUCAGAAGGAGAGAUGCCUUCUUGCCCUUCUCUGCAGGGCGUCGGGCGUGUCUUGGAGAGAGUCUGGCCAGGAUGGAGCUCUUCCUCUUCUUCACCACACUUCUGCAGAAGUUCCGUUUCACUCCACCUCCUGGGGUGUCUGAAUCUGAUCUGGACCUCACUCCAGCGGUUGGAUUCACCCUCAAACCCUCCCCUCACAAACUGUGUGCUGUAAGCCGAGGUUGAAGAUCCUGAAUUCUGUUGGUUUAUAAGGAGCCAUUCUUAUAUACUGUAAGGUAGUCUACUUUUUUGAAUAGUUACAUAGGGUAAGAUGUAAAAUUCUUCAUAUUGAGAAAUGCAGAUUAAUUCAGUCUGAUUGAUAAUUAACAUAUAGUAUUGAUUUUUAACAUAUAGUAAGCAACUCCACAUAUUUAGAGUAACAACAUAGAACAACUUAUUUUGAAUAAAUUACUCAGGGUCAGAUGGUAAACUCAGCCUAUUGAGAAAUACUGACUGGUGUGGCUCGUUAUACUCACUGGGGAAAGAACGAGGGGGAAGAAUGCAGGGGGUGACAGUUGUAAGACAGAAGCGGCUUUGUAACUCAAAUUAGUGGUUGUGACACUAAUAUUAGACCAAAUGACAUGAGUUAUAAUAAGAAAUACUGAUUCAAUUCACCUAAAGAGUUCAUUCUGAUUCAUUCACCAGCUCGUUCAGUGGCACUUCAUAAUUGCAUAAAAUAAAUUUGGAACAUUUGUGUAUCGAUAUGUCGAAAAAUAGGCUAUUAUUAUUGGGCUACAUAGUACUAAGGAGUACCCUUUUACAAUCUUUUACAAUGUUUGCAUGCAGUUUUUAUCUCGCCUGUGCUUUUCUCGCCGUUUUCGUUUGUGAUUACCAGAAAGCUAAAAUGCUGCCACACCGCCAAUUUAA